This is a messenger RNA of Danio rerio (zebrafish), 1335 nucleotides long. RefSeq names its product zgc:163079. Gene Ontology annotation, molecular function: serine-type endopeptidase activity; peptidase activity. The record is from RefSeq and is marked validated. Gene Ontology annotation, biological process: proteolysis. NCBI's taxonomy places the organism in Eukaryota, Metazoa, Chordata, Actinopteri, Cypriniformes, Danionidae.
UUACAGUUGAUAAUAGAGAGAGAGAGCAGAAGAAAAAAACAUUCAGUCAGGGCAUACUGCAGUGCUGAAGAAUGAAGUUUAACUCAGUCUUCUGUGUGGCUGGAGCCAUACUUCUCAACAUUGCAGGCUGUCUGGGUCAGUCAGAUGUCUGUGGUCGAGCGCCUCUCAACACCAAGAUUAUUGGUGGACUGAAUGCAACACAAGGGUCUUGGCCGUGGCAGGCCAGCAUUAACUUAAAGGCAACUGAAGAAUUUUAUUGCGGUGGGUCUCUAAUCAAUAAAGGAUGGGUUUUGACAACAGCCAAAGUCUUUGCAUUAAUGCCUGCUUCUGACAUUGUGGUCUACUUGGGACGUCAGACUCAAAAUGGCUCAAACCCAUAUGAGAUAUCCAGGACAGUGACGAAAAUCAUCAAGCAUCCGAAUUAUAACAGUCUUGACAGCAAUUUAGCACUUCUCAAGCUCUCUUCCCCUGUGACUUUCAGUGAUUACAUUAAGCCGGUCUGUCUGGCUGCUGCUGGUAGUGUGUUUGUCGAUGGGACAGCGAGCUGGGUUACUGGAUGGGGCUAUUUAAAUAGGCCCGCUACAGUGGAGGAAAUCAUGCUUCCUGAUGUACUGCAGGAGGUGGAGGCCCCUAUUGUGAACAACUUUGAAUGUAAUGCUGCCUAUGGAGGAAUCAUAACAAAUAAACUUUUAUGUGCUGGAUACUUAAAUGAGGAUGGAAAAGCACCAUGUGCGGGAGACGUUGGAGGUCCACUGGUCAUCAAGCAGGGCGCCAUCUGGAUUCAGUCUGGAGUUGUGGUCAGUGGUUAUUGUGGUCUACCUGGCUAUCCUACUAUAUACGUCAGAGUGUCUGAAUAUGAGGACUGGAUCAGCUACUACACAAACAGCAGCCUGCCUGGAUUUGUCUCAUACCCCCUCAUUUUGACUUUCACUGGAGGAUCAGUCAACCUCUUCUCAUUUCCCCUUGCUCUCGCAUUCUCCAUCAUCCCUCUCUUCAUCUCACGCUUCUUUUAAAGAUUGAGCCAUAAUUUGUUGGAUGUGGUACUGCAGCGAUUAUGACAAUUUACUAUACUCACUCACAGAAAAGGGUGAUUUAGGCAGUCCUUUUUCUAAUCUUUUCUUUGGUGGAAACUUUUUAUAUCAAUUUAAUUUGGGGUCAGUUUAUAUUAAGCACAAAACUGUGAUGUAAUGAAGCAUUCUUUUGAACGAGAAGCUUUACGCAAUGUAUUCAUUUAUAAGUGCAAAUCAAUUAACAUGCACCUGUUGCAAUGUAAUCCAUUUCUGUAUUUUUCUCAAACUAAUCAUUCCCUAUGCAAAAUAAACAAUGAAAAUCAUU